Molecule: messenger RNA, 668 nt
Organism: Styela clava
Lineage: Eukaryota; Metazoa; Chordata; Ascidiacea; Stolidobranchia; Styelidae
Source: RefSeq, a predicted model, not a curated record
UGCCUUUUCCAAUUUCAGAUCUCAUUCUUGUAUUUCUUCGCUUUGUUGACGGUUUUUAGUUGGUUUGUGUCAGAAAUUGACGAUGAGCUACCAGCUUUAUCGUAAUACAACUUUGGGGAACAGCUUGCAAGAGUCUUUGGAUGAAUUAAUACAGAGUCAGCAAAUCACGCCACAACUUGCACUCAGAGUUUUACUUGAAUUUGAUAAAGCGAUCAACAAUGCUUUAGCAGCCAGAGUAAAAACUAGAGUACAAUUUAAGGGAGAUCUGAACACAUACAGAUUCUGCGAUAAUGUGUGGACGUUUGUGGUGAAGAAUGUUGAAUUUAGGAAUUCCGUUUAUACAAUCAAAUGCGAUAAAGUUAAAAUUGUAGCUUGCGAUGGAAGAAACGUAUCUACAAAACCAGAUGACUGAGAAUGACAUCACAAUGAAAAUCUGGAAAUAUACACUUAUUAGGUGGACUUUAAUGAAAUAUAUGAUUUGGUGGACAUUGUUGCAAUGAUAUAUUUGAUUACUGUGCCAUGACUUUUUUCUACUAGUGGCCACUGAUACUUAUAGAGCUGUGGUUCCCAAACCGCGGGCCGACGAUUUAAUAUGGCCCGUCAAACUUGUGUGAAAUAGUUGAACACUUUGUUUUUUUCUUUCCACAUUCUGAGUAUCUCUUGUACGA